Molecule: messenger RNA, 1508 nt
Organism: Chilo suppressalis (striped riceborer)
Lineage: Eukaryota; Metazoa; Arthropoda; Insecta; Lepidoptera; Crambidae
Source: the annotation of a GenBank genome assembly
CUUCAUCCAUAUUUAUAUUUAAUUUUUUUACAAAGUUUGAAUUAACAUUGAUUAUUUAAAAAAAAACUAUAAUGAAACGAAAGUUUUAAUAAUUUUUCAACAAUAAAUAAUAUUACUAACGAUAACAUAUAAAUAAAACAUUUCGAUCAAUGCCAACUUAAAGAAAAAACACUUGUUAAUUUUCUAUCUCUGUGUUGGUACGAUUGCACGCAUCACACGAAAGCAUUACUUUUGAGAGUACUCGAUUGUGCGAAUCGUUGCUGUAGUUGAAAUACUCAACGUUAAGCAUUAUGCCGCAUAAUGCGCUAUAAUGCUGUUAUUGGAAAGCUACCUUUGUGCUCACCACGAAUUUUACCCAAGGAACUUAAAUGAUUACUGUUUGUUUUGGACUAUCAAUAAAUGCUAAAAUGAAUUGCAAAUUAUUAUAUACACGGACGAAGACUUUUUUGGUCCAUGUAUGAAGGUAUGAAAAUAUCUAUGGUUUGAAACGAAACCAAAAGUCAAGAAUCAAUGUCAAUUUAGCUCUCAAAAUAAACAUGGACUUACGGCAAUAGGUAGCUUUAACUUUAUGUAUAGUAAACUAGAAGGUAAUCACUAGUUAAAGUUGUAUGUAUUUAAUGAUUUAAUUUAUUACCUACAAGAAGAUCUAAAGACGUACCUAAAGUUAAUACAUAAAACAUGUAUUGCUGAUGUUAUUUAUAAAAUGCUAUUUCCAAAUACAAAAGGCCGAAACAGAACUCAUCAACCACGAAACCAGAAAGCUCAGUAAUAUUAAUAAAAUAUUAAUUACCCAGAGACGAUGUUCUGAUGCCAUGCCAUUGUCGGAGGAGUCUCCCGAGCCUCUUUGUCCCUUAGCAGCCAAAGACUCAGAAUGGGUUGAUAUACUGCAGACUCCAAACACAGGACCUGGAAAAUCUUCAUCAAACUUGUCUGAUGGGGAAGAAGAACUGCAGCUCGUAGAUGGUGAGGAUGGCCCUCAAACGAAGCCAUUGGCUAUAAUGUUCCCGGGCAUACUAGAAAAAGACCCCAGCACCUUGCAAGGAAUGUUAAAUAAGGCGAUGUCAACAACAGAAGUAACCAGGCAUUUGGUAGAUCUUGGCCAAAAGGCAAAUUUUACAUUUAUGAAACAAGCCGACCGGCUGAUACCAAGAGAUAAGCAAUGGUUGGAGAGCUUGACAGAGGAUAGUAAUUCAGUCACGUCUAUGGUAUCCUGCUUUAUCUGUAGCAGUAUUUCAAGUGAUUACGAAGCCGACAAUGAAAGUACUGCUGGUACGGGUGAUCUGUAUACUGAUGAAGACGAAGCUAAAAGGUUAAGAGUACUACGGCGACGAUCGGAAGCAGAACUUGGAAGCGAUUCAGAUCAGCUUGUCACAUUCAUGAAGCAGAUAAUCACAGAACUAAUAAUGAUUCAAGAGAACAAAGUUUCUACUCUUGAAUCAAUGAAAGGCUCUGAAGAAUAAAAUAAUGUUGAUGAAAAACCAUUAGGAGCUUCAAAAAUUUAUUAUAUA